GCGCGUGGGUUUCACUUUCACCUUUUAAGGCAGCAACGCGGCAUGUACGGGCGAAAAAAACACAUAAAAAGGCGUAAGAAAACUUGGAGGAUAAGGAAUUCUCCAAAUAAUUAUACAAUACGUACGAAUCCACACUAACUACAAAUUUUUAACCAAUCAGAAUCCGAGCAUACAAUUACUAUUUACUAAAGUCAACCAUUUGUUUCUAAAACGACAAAAAUAUCCCAAAAACAAAAAACAAACACACAACACACAGUUGGGUUUUCUCCAACGAUCACACAAACAAGUAAAGCUGAAGUAAAAAGAAAUCGUCUGAAAGCUCUGAGAACAAAAAAUAUUUAAUUUAAUUAAAUUAAAAAAAGUUGAAGAAGAAGAAGAAGGGGGAGGAAGAGGAGGAAGAAGAGGAUUAUUGUCGUUUGAGAUGGGAGAGGUGUCGUUUGAGAAGUUGCCGUUGGGGUUCCGGUUCCGGCCAACUGACGAAGAGCUUAUCAAUCAUUAUUUGAGACUUAAGAUUAAUGGUCGUCACUCUGAGGUUGAGGUCAUCCCUGAAAUCGAUGUCUGUAAAUGGGAGCCUUCGGAUUUGCCUGGGUUGUCAGUGAUAAAGACGGAUGAUCCAGAGUGGUUUUUCUUUUGUCCACGUGAUCGGAAGUACCCAAAUGGUCAGAGGUCGAACCGGGCUACUAGUGCUGGUUAUUGGAAAGCCACCGGAAAGGACCGGACGAUCAGGUCCCGGAGCUAUAGGUCGGCGACUAAUACCACCGGGGCGAUCGGUAUGAAGAAGACUCUUGUCUUCUAUAGAGGCAGAGCUCCUAAAGGGGUGCGAACUCACUGGAUCAUGCACGAGUAUCGUCCCACGCUGAAGGACCUUGAUGGUACUGGUCCUGGUCAGGAUGCCUAUGUUCUCUGUCGCUUAUUCCGAAAGACUGAAGAGAAGCCUGAUGCUCCAAAGUAUGAUGAGGUGGAUCAGACUGGAUUAUCACCCACUGCAACCAAGUCUUCUCCGGAUGAUACCUCAUCGGAUUUGCUUCAAGAAUCAGCUACAUCAAAUAUGGCAGCUGGAGAGGAGUCAGAAGUUAUAAACAGGUGGUUAACUGAUCAGUCAGACAAGAUGACCCAAAGUGCUCAGGCACCUGUUGAAAGUGGUUCCACUAGUUAUAUGACAUCUGAUGUGGAAGACCAUGUAAUAGAUGAAACUCCUCUGGAGGUGCCCAUGAUGGAAGAAAACUCAAAGUUCAGUGAGGUUAAUGCUCUCACUGAUUAUGCAGCAAUCUCCUCUUUUAACUCACAAAUUGAGCAACCACUCUAUGCUGAUUCACCUUUUGCCUGUGACUUUGGCAAUGAUGAUUAUGUAAUUCCUUUUAUGGAUGGUACUGCUGAGCAAGAUAUAUCUCUCACCGAUUUGCUGGAUGAGGUCUUCCAGAGCCAUGAUGAGAAGUUGGACUCUCAGAAGAACUCAACUGUUGGAAAGGAGACCCAUUUAUAUGCUCAAGCACAGUCAUUGCAGAACAUACCACCAAGGAGCUUAUACAAUGGUCCAUACAACAAUAUGGGAGCUAAUAUGAACCAGCACGACGUUGAUACAAGAGCUUCUACUUGGUAUAAUGGGCAAAUGGAUGCUAAAGACAUGUUGCUGAUGCCAACCCAAUUCGGACCUUCUCGAGUUGAUGAGCCACUUAAUAACCAGGAGUUUGUAACGGGAAAUCUGGGUGCCCCUGGGGGUAAUUUUGUGGGUCAAGUGUCUGUUGCUGGUGAUUAUUCUAUGUACAAUAAUUUAGAAGAAUCGAUCAGUAGGAAUCUUCCUGAUUAUCAAUACAGUCAUAUCGGUCGACCUGAAAUCAAAUUUAAGCCUCGUCAGCCUCAACGACCAAGUUAUGGUUUUAAUAACACUCAGGGCAUUGCUGGAAGAAGACUCCGCUUGAAUGUAAAUUCAUCACAUGAAUCAACUGCAAAUGACAUUGGGUGUGACAGAAGUAAGAGCCAUGAAGAAGAGGAAGUACAGUCAACUGCUACUGAGGUCUUCAAAGCUGAGGAGAGUGAUGUUAAUCCCAAUGGUGAUCUUGGUUCUGGGACUGGAAUCAAGAUCAGGACCCGUGAAUCUCAACCAGAACCAAGUUCAGAUAAUUUUAUAUCUCAAGGAGAUUCUUUAAGAAGAUUGCGUCUACAGAUAAAUACCAUGCCUCAGUCAGUUGCCAAUGACAACCUCAAAGGUGUGGGCCAAAACAAAGAAAGUGAAGAAGUGCAAUCAAACAUUACUGAGGACACUGUGGAAGGUGCAAAGGAAAGAGAAAGAGAAAGAAAAAAUGGUGUAAAGUCAACUUCUACUGAGGACUCUCUGGAUGUGAAUUACAGCGAAAAAGAAGAUGAAUUACUUUCAAUAUCUUCUCAGGACUCUGUGGAUGCGGAAAACAGUGAGACAGAAGAUGAACUAGAGUCGAUUUCUUCUGAGGACUUCUUGGAAGAUGUAAACAACAGUGAGGGGGAAGAUGAACUACAGUCAGUUUCUGCUGAGGACUCUAUGGAUGAUGCUAACGACAGCGAAAAAGAAUUAUGGUCGAUUUCUACUGAGGACAAUGUGGAUGAUGUAAACAACAGUGAAAUUGAAGAUGAAGUAGAGCCAACUUCGACUGAGAGUCCAUGCCUCGAUGAGGCAAAUAAGGAGAGUCAUCAUCCUUUGAUGUUUGACACUGCCACGGAAAUCGCUAGAGAGUCCUUUACAGAAGGGGAAGAUAAAAGCGAGGAAACCAUUGAAGUAUCCUCAAUAAAAGAACUAAACAAGGAAAUUCUCGAUAGAUCAUCCUUGGCGAAACCAAGUUUCAGGGAAGAAAUGAAGGAUAAAUUUCCGGGUAACAGCCCUACAGAGGCAUCGGAAUCAUUAGAGAAACUAUCUAGACACCCUGUGUCAACUUAUUCCUUUGUCAUCUCUUUUGGGGUUUCUGCUGCUAUAGUUUUGCUUUUAGUUUCAUUUGGCUGGAGAGCUCUAGAUGUUGGUGUUGCGUGGAAGUAGGCUGUAGGUUGUAGGUUCUAGGUUCUACCUUCUAGAUUUCCUUUGCCUAGCCUGAGAGCUCUUUAAGUUCUUACCUUUUUGUGGGGUUAAAGGAGGUUGAAAGCUUGUAAAUUGCAGUCAUAAAUUGUUAUUGCCAGCUUAGAUUAUUUUGUCUU
Messenger RNA from Cannabis sativa, 3159 nucleotides. Its product is annotated as NAC domain-containing protein 14. The record is from RefSeq and is a predicted model, not a curated record. Gene Ontology annotation, biological process: regulation of DNA-templated transcription. The coding region runs from base 422 to 3004 and encodes 860 amino acids. The transcript is spliced from 13 exons. Gene Ontology annotation, molecular function: DNA binding. Lineage: Eukaryota; Viridiplantae; Streptophyta; Magnoliopsida; Rosales; Cannabaceae.